This is a messenger RNA of Toxoplasma gondii ME49, 5035 nucleotides long. RefSeq lists its product as hypothetical. Gene Ontology annotation, cellular component: endoplasmic reticulum membrane. NCBI's taxonomy places the organism in Eukaryota, Apicomplexa, Conoidasida, Eucoccidiorida, Sarcocystidae. Gene Ontology annotation, molecular function: GTPase activator activity. The coding region runs from base 1 to 4896 and encodes 1631 amino acids. Gene Ontology annotation, biological process: positive regulation of GTPase activity; endoplasmic reticulum to Golgi vesicle-mediated transport. The transcript has a single exon. The record is from RefSeq and is a predicted model, not a curated record.
AUGGACAUGGCUGCGAAGGACAAAGCUGAAAGGAGCGAGGCCGAGGCAAAGGCCGGCAGUAUUCUUGGGAGAAUGAGGAGCGACUCCGAAAAUGAAACGACUGACGAACGUGCGCCUCCAGAGAGCUUCUGCAUCUGCGCAGCUCGUGCUUCGCGGGAGGUUGUACAGUGCAUUGGAAGGCGCAACGGUGUCUCCGAAGAUUCAACGAGAGAAAAGAGACACCCGACCGAGUCCAAAGAGAAACGCGGACGACUCUUUGCGUUACUGGAGGAAAUCGCUUUCGACCGAGAAGGCUUCCUCUGCAGCGCUUUUCGCGCCGUCCUCUUCCCGAUCCUCACUGGCUGCGCCUCGCCGUCGCCCACUGCCUUAAGACUCGUCGCCUUUCUCCGUGCUCGCCAGUUAGUGCUUCGCAGAAACGACAGAGACGAAGAGGCUGCGGGAGAAGAAGCGCGCUGCAUGCAGAGCGAGAGGAAGGGUCUCAAAGAGAAGCAGCGAGGGAGCAAGGAAGGCUGGGAGAGUCAGUGCAGCAGCGCAAGAGAAGAAGGUGAAGGGGACAAGACCAGGUGGGGUGUUGGAGACGAGCGCGAGAAAGUGUCUGUACAGUCGAAUCCAAUCGAAGCAGACGGCGGCGAAGGCGAAGAGAAGACGUCCUGGGUCCUUGUUUGCCGCAGAGGGCGCCGGCGGGAGACAAUGAUCGGUGGUGGGGAGAAAGAAGGUUCGGGGACUGCGAGGAAGGGGGAACAAGAGGCGAAAACAAACUGGAAUGAACGGUAUGUCGGUCGAGAAUCCUUCGACGGAUCUCUGCGCGAUACGCUGUACAGGCACACUCUCGCAGCACUCCGUGUCUACUCGUUCCUCGUCUCUCCGGCUGUCUCUCCAUCGCGAAGAGGAGACAGACAUGCGGAGAGAAAGCCUCUCGCCGAGAGUGAAGAGGAGCAACUUCUGUUUUGCCUCCGACGCGUCGCAGGCGAGACGGCAGGCGCCGCGAUGCUGCUCUUUCUCCACGGAGUCCCCAGUUCAGGUGUCUCCUCGCCCUGCUGGCGCGCGCCUGCGUCGACCGCUCACCUGUCUGUCGAUUCUCAACGGAGGAACGAAGAGACAUUUCCGGCAGAGCGUCAUUCGCCAUCCGAAGGGCGCGAUCUUCUUGCGCUGCUCAGAGCGGCGGGAGUCCGGCGCAGCGUCUGGGACUUGAGUCCGCUGGUAGAGAAACUGAAAACGUCUUCUCUGCGCCGAACGCUGACCCGCGAGUGCCGCCUCGGAGACGACGCCUGGGAACAAGAAGGCGCUCUCUUCGUCUGUCCUGAGGAAAAAGAACAGAUUGCCAAGGACGUCGCUCGGUCCAUGCACCACUGGCGCCUCACUGUAGAGGAGCGAGGCGACGAGGGAGACAGAGACGGCGUGGAAGGUUCUUUGCGUGUCAACUCCGCAGGAAGAGCGGGGCCUGGAGAGGUGGAAGAACGGCGAAGACACAACGGAGACAGACGAGAAGUCGAGCCGAGUUGCGAAAGGAGCGAAGUGGAAGGCCAAGCCUCGGGGGGUGCCUGCGAAAGUCAUGAAGAAGAUGCUACAUGUCUCCGCGGGACGCUGCAAAAGAUUCUGCACUCGGUUGUUGCGCGGCACAGCGGACGGCUCUUCUACACCCAAGGCAUGCACGACGUCGCUGCGGCGUUGAUUCUCCUGCUUGUCAACGCCGGCAGAUUCGCGCUCUGCGGCCUCGAGUGGCAAAACGAAGUCUCUCUCUACGUCACGGACUCCGCAGAACGCAUGCGGCCUGGACCCUGCUCGUUUGCUUCUUCCUCUCCGUCGCCUUCCUCUUCUUCCUCUGCUCUGUCUUCUUCGUCUCCUGCCGCCGGUGUGCCUUCCGCGUCGUCGUCUGCGUAUGGCGAGGGCUGGGCGUCUCUGCCGCCGUGGGUGUCUCCGUCGAAAAGGUCUGUCUGCUCUCUUCGCUCGCGGCCUCCGGCAUUUCGCGCCUUUCUCUCGGAGCAGCCUGCACUGUUUGAGCACCUUGCUGACGUUGCGUUCGCGCUGACGGAGCGUCUGUGCGUCUUCCACCUGUGCGACUUCUUUGCGGCUUCGCUUGACGCCUCUCUCCUGCCGUCUCUCGCGCUGCUGUCCCUCAUCCUCAGACAACUCGAUCCGAGUCUCCAUGCUGUCUUCCUCGCUGCGUCACCCUCGUUUCUCCAAGACAAGUUCUCCCCGACCAGCGCAGACGAGUGCUCUUCCGACGAACAAGCCCAGACAAGCAGCAGGCAGAACGCCAACCAUCGAGGCGCGAAGAGAGGGAAGAAGACCGACGAGAACGAGAAGGAGAACCUGGAGGAGAACAAGAAGGAGAACCUGGAGGAGAACAGGAAGGAGAACCUGGAGGAGAACAGGAAGGAGAACGAGGAGAACGGAGAAGGGGGUGAGGACGAAGAUGUCGGGUGCAUGCAUUAUCCGUGUUCGACCGGGGCAGAGCUCCAACCGUGCACUUCGUGGUUGAUUACGAUUUUUGCGCAUUCUUUCUCGUCGCUCAAAAGUCUCUGUCGCGUGCUUGACUGCUCGCUGACGGCGCAUCCGCUGUUUCCUCUCUACUUCGCGGCGACCGUCCUCUCUCGUCAGAAAGAUCUCAUUUUUCGAGAGUUCGAAGAGGCACUCGCCUCGCCGCUCGUCGGCUACCUUCCCCCAGCUGUCGCGCACACCUUGGAGGCGCGGAGCGACCAGAUGCGGAGAGGAGACGAGACCCAAGGAGGGGAGACGCACAGGGACAUUCGGGGAGGAAAUCGAGAGACAGAGACGACACCCGGUAAACGCAGACUGGACGGAGGACUGGUUGCUCGCGUCCUCGUGGCAGACGAAAGGGAGAGGUGGAAGAAGCGAAAGGAAAUGGGGGCGGACGGCUCUGGCGGGGGGGCGAGGUGGAGUGAGGAAGCUGCGCAGAGAGGUGUACGUAAACUUGGGCGGGGAGGAGACAGCGAAAUGUCGCUGCUCGAGACGAUUCAAACCCACAUCGGAGACGACAUCUACUCCAGGCUCCACGCCUUGAUUCAAAACAUCGACUUCGACGCACUCCCGCUGAACGAGGUUCUCCGAGACACCUACCAAGCCCUUCGGGUGUAUGUACACCCUGAGCGGAUUCUGAGGGAAGCCAGGCUGCUGCGAAUCCGCCUGCCGCCCUUCUCGCCGGUCUACAACUUUCCGUAUCCAUGGAUGCUCGACGAGUCGAGUGGCCUCGCUGCAGCAGACUCCGUGAAGGAGAGGAGCUUUUUCGACAGACUGCAUGCAGAGCCUGCGUCGCCGCCGGGACUUGCUUCGGCACCGAGUCUGCAUACACCCGGCGUCCUGCCCUCUGCUUCCACGUCUUCUUUGCCUCUGUUUGGGGAGGCGCUCGGUGGCGGGGGACUCGCAAACUCCGGAGCCGGCAGGUCGAAGAAGCGAAAGAAGGUCCGCGACCGCAGGAGCGAACAUCGAGGAAAUUUGGAGAGCGUGCAUGCAAGAGAUGCUGGCGAGGACGCGUUCGUCCUUCGCACCGCACACUCCCUCGACUAUUCAGCUUCAGUUCUCAAGCAUCUUCCCCUUCCUGCCCAUCUCACGUCCCUCGGAAAAGAAGGAAACGAGGAAGCCAAGGAGGACGAGGAAGAAAGAACCGCGCAGGACAAGGAGGCAGAGAGGACAGGCGAACCAGACUGCAUCGCGAAGAGCGACGCUGGUGUCUCGUCCCCUCGCUUUUCACAACAGGGUGUCCGGGGCUCCGGUUCGAGUCUGCGCGAAAUGAAACCUGUCUCAAUAUCUAAACGAAAAAGGCGCAAGUCGCACAUGCUCCUUCCUUCAUCCGCUUCUUCCUCUUCGUCCUUCUCUUCUUCUUGUAUCACCUCGGCUUCCCAGCGGUGGAGAGCAGAAUGUGACGGCUCGUUGUCGGCCCAGAACGCGGCGGCCGACCCACCAUCUCGGCGCGUCGUUCCGCCGCUUUAUCUGUAUGUGCCAGUGCGUCCGCCCUCUCCUGCUUCCGCGUCGCACAAGGACGCGAAGGCCGAGAUCGGAGACAGAGAGAACCGCGGUCAGCGAGAGACGCGGCAAUUCUAUCCGUCGCGGUGGCGACGCCUGUCGCGCCUCGAGGCGCUUGCACAGAAGCCCAAGCGCUUGCAGGUGGAAGCCGAGGUGACGCGGCAACGGUGGCCCGGCGCGCGACGCCUGCUUCUCGCGUUUGCGCGACUCCUUGCUUUCCAGAGUCUCCGGUGGGAGAACCAUCUCGCCUUCUUUCGGAGACUCUUCGCUGUUCGCUGGGCUUCCCGCCUUCAGACCGACUCUGGAGAAGCCACCGGAGACACCUGCGAGCGCCGCCAGCUCCAGUGCGAGUGUGGGGAGAGAGGAGAGAACGGAGAGAGAGGAGAGAACGGAGAAAGAGGAGAGAACGGAGAGAGAGGAGAGAGAAAGGAGGGAGGAGGGGGAGCGGAGAUGGGGAAGAGUGCCGUGUCUGUCGGGUGUGGAGGCCGCGUGAGAAAGCGCAGAAGGAGAAGGGCGUUGGGUCUCGUUCAGACGCCCGGAAAGGACGAAGGUGGCGGGGAAAGGCGGCAGGGAUUGGGGACUUCGGAGAGUGUACGCACACCAGAAGGCGCACUGCUGCGAUUCUUCCGGCGCUGGUGGGAAGUUGCAAGGAACAGCAAGGAGAAACGAGAGCAGUUCGUGAGCCUUCAGGAGGGGGGGCGACUCAGGAGAGAACCAGAUGAAAAGAGCCAUCAUGCGGAGUCUCCUUUUGCUUCUCUUCGCGUUUCACUUGUUACUGUUGGAGUCGUCGGGGCCUUCUGUCUCCUCCUCGCUGUGGUUCUUCAGCAGAGAGGAGUGUCGCUCGGGCGUCCGUCUUUCGCGUCUUCCUUCGCCUCUCUCUUCCAGUUUUUCAGACUCUUUCUCUUUCGCUAGUCUCUCGGCAUGUGCACGCUUUCUGGGGAACAGUCCGGUGUCUUUCCUUGCCGAGCUUCUCUCUGUUUUCGCGGACCUCGGGAGGUGUGUUUUGUCUCCUCGUCGUCCGCGCGAAGCGCCUCGGAUCUUCUGGGUGUGC